GACUGAACUUUACGACUGCCGCGUUACCUGGAUGAAAUUAAUGUAGUGAAGCAGUCAGUUUCAUACGUCGUGUACAUGCAAGGAGAUAAAGCUGUUCGAAAUUGUAAAAUGUCACUUGAGUUUACAUAUUUGUAUACAGAAUAUAAAGUAGCCAUAAUCUUAGGCAAUAUAGUGGGUUGACUUAACGAAUAUUUAGUGAGUAACAAUGGGCGGUGUGACUAUAAUUUAUGGACGACCUUUUAGCAACGCUCGAGUGACCUUGUUAGUGUCCACUUGAUAACUAUGACUAAAUGAGGGUUAUAAACCAGUGUGCAGAGUUGAAAUUAUGAUUUACAAUUGAUGAUUAGGUUUAUGAAUUAGAUUUAGGGUUUUCAUAAUGAACUGACCUCAGCUAUAAUCCAAAAGCUCUAUUUAACCAAAUAGAUGACUGAAUUUCGCCCUAAAAUUUGGGGCCUGCUAUAAAUUAAAGUCUUGCCGCGGUUAAUAGGCUAUUUAAUCACUUCGCAAUAGAUUAUUUAGACACCAAGAUGAAUUUCUCGGUGUUUCUACUUUGUUGAUGUGAAAUUACUUUCUUUGCGACAUUGGUGUCAUAAACAUAAGGCUCUUAUGCCUGACUAACGGGAGAUAUUUGGUGUUGCCUUUCUUAAGAAAGGCAAACAAUUGUUUGCAGACAACUUAAAAGUUCGGGUGAUAUUAGCUAGUAAUGCUAGUUAUCUUGGUCUCUAGGCUGAUAUAGAUGAGUAACCCUGUUUUUACUAAAGGUAUUUGGAGACCAGUCCCAAAUAGGAUGAAGCGCGCGUUUUGUGUUCCACGGUUAGCCACUGUCCAAGUCUGCUUAUAUUGCUUGUGACUGUAUGGCAACAGUGGGUAGUUUGCGAAUGAGGCACACUUGCCAAAGGAGAUUGUUUGGUUGCAGUCCUUAUCAUCAGUCGUAGGAUCCAAACAACUAAUACAAAUGGAUUGAAAUUCGUCCCAGUGACUAACCGGACUUAGUAGCUUAGCGGAUAACGCAAUAACAGGCGGCACUAGGUUCAAGUGCUAGAAAUAACAUCAACUCUGUAAUGCAUGUAUAACCAGCUAACGAGUCCCAAAUAGGAUGCAUCGCUCGUCCUGAAUUCCGUUGCCAGCCACCAUUUAACUCUGAUGAUAACGUAAGUUACUUAUCAACCAGAUUUAUAAAAUAGGCUCUAAAUUAUACUGUUUAUUUAAAUGCUAUUGAUAUUACCUGACUUCCCGAAAAAAUAAGAUAAACCAAGGUUCUUACCUGCGGUUUUAUUAUUUGAGAGUCAAGUAAUCCAAACAUAUCUGCUGCUCAAAGACUGAUGGUGAUACAUUAAUUCAUGCAUACGUAGACUGUUACACAAGUUAGUACUAGGAAUCACGCAUUUAAUUAUCUUUUUUUUUUUACAUAUUCAUAUGUUAAAUUCAUUAUAUUUCGCUUCUAUCGCGUUUCCUACCAUCAUCAACUGUGUUGACUUUGUUUAUCAAACAUGAUUUGCUUUUUAUUACAGGGUCUGUGUUUCCUUAUCAAUCAUUGUCGUCAGUCGUUAAACCUUAUAUUAAUUUAAAUCGUGAACAGCACAUUUCUGAAACUUCAUAAUGACGGUCUUGGGUGAAGAGUGGUUUGCUGUUGGAGACAUUUAUUUCAGAAAGCUUCAUCUUUACGAUAUGCCGUGGGGUAUGGGAUUUUCAAUAUCACAAUUCAAGACAUCGAUUUGUCAGUAUUCUGGUUAUAUCGCAAUGUAUUUGGAUGGCCAAGCGGGAGCAAAACCUAUACUUCAAAUAUAUACAUCAUCAGGCAAACUCGUUUCCCAAAGUGUUAUUUACUUUUCGACAUUGAAUUCAUUCCAUAAUAUGAAAAAAAUUAAACUUCCUCUUUUUCAGUGGAAAGAUGCACCUGGUAUAUUGCUUGGUUGGACUUUGUCAGAGGAUUUAUUAGUUAUCCAAAAAACAGGAUUCACUACCAUAUUAGAUCAUCAGGGCAAGUUUGUUCGACGUUUUAGUAUGGGACCUGAAGCUGAAGAAAGAGAAAUAAUUAGUGCUAAGCUUUUUACCAUUGAUUAUAAUACAGGAAUAGCUGUUCUUACCGGUGGAAACCACAUAUAUGUAACUACCAGUAUCGAAACUCCACGUAUGCGACGCCUUGUAGAAUUACCUGGACCAGUAAAGUCUUUGUCACAUUGGACUAUUGUCACAACACCUCUUGAAACUGGAACACCUGAUUCUUUUCGAAGCCCAUGGGUGAUGUUUUCAAACAAAAAGAAUUUGUACCGAGCUGACUUUGGAACAGUUGAAGGUAUUGAUUUGUCAAAGCUUACUAGGUCAACUGGUUCUGAUAUUUACCUAUUGUCUAUAUCUUUGAAUAUGCAAUUUGUUGCAAUUUAUUUAACCAAUGGUGAAUUGUUAAUUACCAAUACACGAUUUACUGAAUUACAUUCACAUAUUGACUUGACCCAACGUAUAUCAGUUAUGUUGGUGAAUAAUAAUAAUUCAGCUAAUCAAAAAUUCAAUCAUCCUAAAACGAUGCUUUGGUUAACUAAUUCAGCUGUUGUGCUUCAAUGGAAUAAUUUAAUUGCUAUUAUAAGUACACAGUCAGAUAUUUAUGAAACAUUUUAUGCUGAUGAUAUAUUCUUAGCACAAGAGAUUGAUGGAAUUCGCAUUCUAUCACCUACAUCACACGAAUUAUUACAACGUGUACCAUCCCCAUUAGAAUCACUUGGACGUAUUGGAGCAUCGUGUCCAGCCACAUGGUUAUUGUCUGCAAGUAAGAGUUUAAAAAUCAAUUGUGGACGUACUAAUGAUUAUUUAUUGCCUAUUAAACAACCUAAUCAAAUGAUUGAUGCAAUAUCACAUUGUAUUGAAGCAGCAUGUCAUGCAACUGUUGAUCCUAUUUGUCAACAAGAACUACUGGAAUCUGCUCAUUUAGGUCGAGGAUUAUUAUCAGCUAUGAUGAAUACUACUAAUGCUACUAUUUCUUCUACCACUGUUACUAACAAUAACAAUACAGGUCAUUAUUCAAUUGAGGCUAAAUUGAAAGAACUCGCGGAUCAUGCUGCAAAGGUUUGUCAAACUUUGCGUUUGUUGAAUAGCUUAGCUGUUCCAUGGUUAGGUAUUGCACUAACGUGGCGUCAGUUUCGUGAAUUAGGACCAAACAAAUUGUUUGAACGUUUAUUGAUACGCCGUCAUUACCCAAUGGCGAUUGAACUUGUUCGAAUCCAUCAAAAACAUAAAUGGCCAAUAAGCAUUCUAGAAGAAAGUCAAAGCAAUUAUGGGACAUGCACAUUUACUCGUUUACUUGCUCAUUGGGCAUGCAAUAGUUCUAUAACAUCUUCAGGAGCAGCUACAUUGAUAUCAGAACGGGUAGCAGCUAUUGUGGAUAAGUUAUUCAACAAUUCAUCAGAGAGCAAAUCUAAGUCUAGUAAUCAUCAUGCCAACUAUUACAGUACCUCUAUUCCUCAUUUGGACUUCGCUGAUGUAGCUAGUCAAGCUAUUUCAGCUGGUCGAGAAACAGUUGCGGAGCAAAUAUUAGAAUAUGAGCCACGCGCUUGGCGUCAGGUACCAUUACUUUUAAAAUUAUCUCGUUAUAAUCGUGCAUUAGUUCGAGCAGUAGAGACUGGAAAUCCUGAACUAAUUACGACAGUUGUGGUAGCAUUGCAAGAGCAGAGUAAAUUACCGCCGGCAGAUCUUGCAAUGGUACUUCGUCGGCAUCCAAUAGCUCUGGCCAUAUAUCAAGAGACAUUAGAACAAGCUGAUCAUUCUAAAUCCGGUUCUGAAAAUUCAACAAAAGCUGCUCUUUUAAAUUUUGAUCAUGAAAAUGAUCAUGCUUUAGAAGCUAAAAAAAUUGUUCUCUCAGCCUAUCAAGAAAAUAGUUUAGCUUCACGACUGACAUUAUUACAAAAUGCUGAAGAGAUUUAUCGUCAAUCAAAGAAUGAUUUUAUGGCUCAGCAAUGUAACGCACAAGUUCGUCUAUUGAAAUUUCAAAGUAAACUUGAGAAACAAGAAAUAUCUGCUCCUGUCUUCGAAAUUAAAUCCAUACCCGGCUCUAAUCGUAUAUUACCCGAGGUAGUACAGUCUGGUAGUAUAAAUGAGAAGCUUUGGGUUGGUCAGUCGUUAAACACAACACUCAGUCGUUUGUUAGCUUCCGGGCAAUCCGAACGUCAAGCAGAUCAAUUACGCAGAGAAUUUAGAGUUUCAGAAAAACGUUUCGCUUUUCUUCGUGUUGUUGGUAUGGCAAUCAAUAAUGCAUCUUGGUUAGAAAUGGAUAAAAUGAUUCGAGCAAAAAAACCACCGGUUAAUGUUGAGAUAUUAAUCAAAAUUUAUAUCGACGGCAAUCGUAUAGACGAAGCGAUAAAACUAAUUUCUAAACUUCCACCUGAACGAACAGUCCGUUUCUGGGUAAUGACUGGGAGAAUCGAAGAAGCCAUUCAAGUAGCUGUUCGUGAGAAAUCAGAAUAUGAUUUAUUGUAUAUUCAGCGCGAAGUCGGAAAAACCAACAAAGAAUUAUAUGAUCGGAUUACUAAUCUACGAGCACAAAUUCAGUGAUGAUUUAUAUUUUAACACAUAAAUAACCGGAAUUUCUCUGAAACGAUGUUAGUUUUAUCUACGUCUAAUCUUUGUUUUUUUUUUGAAAGAACAAACCUAUCUAUUUUUUAUCCUUUAUGAUUUACUUCAUCAAACUUGUAAAUACCGACUUGUGAUCAAUUGAUUUUUUCUAUUGAACUUCUUUCUUCUAUUGUACACACAUUGACUGAUUGUGCCAUUUUUUUGCUUAAUGGUAAAACCUCUCAUAAUCCUUAUCUUAACAUUUGAUUUUGUAAACAAAAUACUACUGUUACAACA
Molecule: messenger RNA, 4839 nt
Organism: Schistosoma bovis
Lineage: Eukaryota; Metazoa; Platyhelminthes; Trematoda; Strigeidida; Schistosomatidae
Source: the annotation of a GenBank genome assembly